Molecule: messenger RNA, 1667 nt
Organism: Biomphalaria glabrata
Lineage: Eukaryota; Metazoa; Mollusca; Gastropoda; Planorbidae
Product: endoglucanase A-like
Exons: 8
Coding region: 179-1573 (464 amino acids)
Biological process (GO): carbohydrate metabolic process
Molecular function (GO): hydrolase activity, hydrolyzing O-glycosyl compounds
Source: RefSeq, a predicted model, not a curated record
UUAUUGUUCUAAUCUUUUCACUUAAGCCUUUAAAAAUAUAAGGAAAAAAAAUGUCCUUAAAUUUUAUUUCACAUUUGUAGCUUAUAUAAACUUUAUUUCUUUACAACUAAACAAAUUUGUAAUCAGAAUAGCAUACCUACCAGGCCAUUUUUCAAUUGGAUAAAAAAAAGUUGUACCAAUGACUCUAAAAGUACUGACAUUGGCAGUGGUGCUUGCCCUAGUAUUACUCAGUCAAACAGACGCUGCCAAGGAUUACGCCUCUGCUCUUGCUAAAUCUAUUUUAUUUUAUGAUGCACAAAGGUCUGGCAAACUACCUGGUAGCAAUCCCAUUCAUUGGAGAGGUGACUCGGCCCUGAACGACUGUGUGGUAGGUGGAUGGUACGAUGCUGGUGACCACGUCAAGUUUGGACUCCCAGCUUCAGCAGCAACCACCGUGCUUCUGUGGUCGUUAAAUCGAUUCAGAGACGGCUACCAGAAAGCGGGUCAAUUAAAUCAAAUGUAUGACUCAGUCAAAUGGGGGCUUGAGUAUUUCCUCAAUUCCUGGGACCCAGUCCACUUGGAGUUCGUAGCUCAAAUAGGUGACGGUAACCUUGACCAUGGCUAUUGGGGCAGACCUGAGGACAUGACAAUGGACAGGCCUUGUCUGAAGAUCAAUACGACGUCACCGGGAAGUGAUAUUGCGGCUGGAACCGCUGCUGCUCUGGCUGCUGGUGCCAUAGCUUACAAAACUAAAGGAGAUGAUGACUACAGUAAAACAUUGUUGACUGCUGCUGAAAGUCUGUAUGCCUUUGCUAAGAACUACAGAGGUAUAUUCAAUGGCUCCAACUGCUGCUACACGUCUGAUGAUGACAGGGAUGAGAUGUGUGAGGCGAGCAUCUGGCUCUACAGAGCAACCCAGAACGCCCAAUAUUUGGCAGACGCUCGGUCAUUCGUAGAUCUAACUCUUGCCUGGGAUCUCAGCUGGUCAAGCAAAAAGCCCUCCUGUCAAUUGUACCUGUACGAAGAAACGCAGUCCGACCAGUACAAAGUUGCUAUACAGAACUUCUUUAACAACUGGCUUCCUGGUGGGACUGUCUCCUACACGCCGUGCGGCCUGGCCUGGAGAAGCAAGUGGGGCUCAAACAGAGAAGCAGCUAAUGUUGCCUUUUUGGCUCUCGCUGCUGCUGAGUCAGGUGUUGACUCUGACAGACUGAGGAAGUGGGCCGUGGAGCAGAUCAACUUUAUCCUUGGCGACAACAAUCACGACGGCGGCUGCUUCAGCUAUCAGAUUGGCUACGGAACAAAGUACCCCACCCACCCCCACCAUCGAGGCGCCUCUUGCCCUGACAAACCGGCUCCUUGCGGUUGGGAUAAUUUCCAUUCCACCACUCCAAGUCCCCAGGUUCUUGUUGGCGCCAUUGUUGGCGGUCCGGAAGUGGACGACAGCUACGAAGACAAGAGAGAUGACUACGUCCUGAAUGAAGUUGCUCUAGACUACAACGCUGGAUUCCAAGGCGCUCUGGCUGGCAUUGUCCACCUUCAGGAUAAAAAUAUUUUGCCAACAACCAACAACAAAUGCCCAUGUGCAAGUUAAAUCUAUGGACGUUGUUGUAAAAUGUGUUACAUUGUUUUUGUUCGUUUGGAAUGACUGUGUUCUAGAUCAAAUAAAUAUAUAUACAAUUUAAAAA